Messenger RNA from Drosophila eugracilis, 516 nucleotides. RefSeq lists its product as uncharacterized. Bases 1 to 516 code for a protein of 171 amino acids. NCBI's taxonomy places the organism in Eukaryota, Metazoa, Arthropoda, Insecta, Diptera, Drosophilidae. The record is from RefSeq and is a predicted model, not a curated record. The transcript is spliced from 3 exons.
AUGCGGUUCAAUAUAGUCAUUUGUGCGGUCGUGGCGGUAGUUUUCAAGAUGACAAACGUCGUGUGUGAAAGCUACAAUAGUUCGUGGUUUGUGUUUCAUAAUUGUCGCCUGAAGGCCAUAAGUCGAGACAAGGUUGUAUUUAAUAUGAACGGAACAGUUCUUCACCCAGUUAAUAAUGUGCAAGCUCACCUUAAAAUUUAUAAAAGGGAGAAUGGUUUCAAGCCCUGGCUGAUUGACUCCAAAAUCGACGCUUGUCGUUUUAUGAGAGGAAAAUACAAUCCUGUCGCCAAAAUAGUCUACAGUCUCUUUCAACCGUUUACCAAUAUAAACCACACGUGUCCCUUUGUGGGACCUCAGGUUAUUGAAGGAUUGUACCCGAAGCCCGAACUCUUACUUCUUCCAUUUCCAACUGGCCAAUAUAUGCUGGCCAUAAGAUGGCUCUUUGACAAGAAACUGCAGUUCGAUACAAACGUCAGCUUUUUGUUUGUAGAAGAUUUAUUGAAACAGAAAUGGUAA